UACUGGUAUAAAAUAAGUUAAAAGGAGCUUAAGUUUCCUGUUUCAUGCUAGCCUACUAUCUGCUUUGAAAACAACAUACUGCUUUAGUGUGUCUGGUUUAGUUUGGAUCAAGUUUGUUCUGCUCCCUCUCUGGAUCAGUCUAAGAGGAAAAAACAGAAAGCCUAGCUCCAUAAAAAAAGCACAGGCUUAGAUUGUACCUGUGGCUCAGCACAAAAAUGUAUCUCAGGUUUGUGCAACUUAGGGGCUUCCAGCUCUUUCCUGAACUGUUCCUCCUUGAAGGCCUAGUUAAACACAACCUCUUUAAGCAUAAGAGGUUAAUGAGCAGGUUAGCAGUGAUGUUCUAGUAAAGCUAACUUGUUAAAUUUGAGACAAAGACAUACACAGUUUCAUCACGAGCUUGCUGCCACUGAAAGAGGAUGGCCUCACUUCCCCUCCUGUUUUGUUCCUAUUACAUCCCUUGGGCUGGUCCUGAUGUUCACGUGGCCUCAUGCCAAGCUGAUGUAACUCACUAAAAUGGCAUGCAAUGGGCCAAAAUGGAGAGGGGCCAAAAUGAAGGCAGGCUUUUUGCCAAGUCAGUGCACUGAGUCUGUGUUCCUGGAGCAGAGAAGCACACAGGCCUGUGCAAGGGCCACUUGGAGGGGAUGGAGAGAGGAGACCUUGCUGUGGAGAGCUUAGCUUAGUGUAGCUGUAUUUUGAAACUGUUGGACCAGCACUGGUCUGGUAAGUGCUCCGCUUUUAGGAGAGAGUGGCAGUCACUACUUCUAAACCUGCACCCAGAGACCUUGACUAUCUAAAUCCAGAGUGGCCUGCAUGACUGGGACCACCCUUGAAGUGGCGAACUGUUACUUUAAUGUUAGAAAAAGUUUGUCCUUUGGAAGGUGCACCAGCAGCUCUUACUGGGAGGUGGUACUUGGUGACUUCUCCAGAAAGAUUUCCCAUUAUUAGUGCUUGACAAACUAAUAACUCCCCCUAUGAGGGCAGUACAGCACUGGAGUUUUACCCCCCACUCAAAGCUUUUAAGGAGGAUGGCAGAGUGGUUUUGGGUCGUGGAUGUGGGGAACAUCAGCAAUCUGAAGCCCUGAACUAACAUGCAGUACCACUUUAAAAUUUUUCAUUCUGCUGUGGAGAUUAUUGGCACAGCCUCCUUCAGUAAAUGCAAGGUUGUUGCUAUGGAGGACAGGAAAUCCCUUGUCUGUGCAGAGAAGGAAAACAUUGGAAACUGUCCUACUGUAAAGUACAGCUGCCUCUGAGCUGGGAGAGGGGUCUUUGCUUCUACAGGGUGUUUUCCAAAGGUCUCUGUUUUUGUCUGCAAAUCUUUGUGCAUAUUUGCUUUGUUUCUUAGUGAGCUGCUUAUGCAUUUGAAGAGCUGGACUAAGGAAGUGGGACCAGCUGGUUAGGACUAAUUUUAAGUGCCCUCUAUAAUGUGAGAAGCAGGAGAGAUUUUUGCUUGGGAGUAAGAUACUUGGCAAACUUAAAGAUUCUGCCUUCCCUUUUAACAUCUGUUCCUCUCUAGUGUUUGUGGGGGAAGGUCUGUACCCUUUCUUCCCUUGGUCCUCUUUGGGCAGGAGGCAUCUCUGCCAUGGUGGGUCUCUGCUCUCCACCUGGCAAUCUGAGAUGAAUCCUGGCUGCUGUUGCUGGAGGUGGGAACAGCCGUUUCGGCUGUGUGUGCAGCUUUAGCAGCUGGCCUUCUGUUCCUGCCAAAUACCUAGACGCUUAGAGUUGGUGUAGCCUUAUGAGAUGGGGAAGAUGUGAGGCUUGAGGAAAGUCUUUCAGGAUAUGUUGGCACCAUCUUUCCAUUGCAGGCUCUGCAAGCAGACCAAGUUGCCUCAGGAGUUGAGACCAGACAAGCCUGUGGUGGGUUAAUCAGCUUUGUUAAGCCAUCACUGUUAACGUCAUCAAGUUAUAAAGGUUGAGCUGCUUGGCUGCUGCUAGGCAUGAAUGCAUAACCCAUCACCAGUACUUGUCCUUCCCUAUACUCUGCUUCAGAAGCCAGAUGAGCAGGUUACUGCUUAUGUGUACCAGUGGUUGUUGAUCAGCUGUACAUGGACCACUGGAUCAGGACUUCUCCUUCCUCCAUAGACAGGCACAGAAGAACAAGGCAAGAUGGAUGUGUAUGACCCUCAGACACUGGGUGUUAUGGUCUUUGGAGGUUUUAUGGUGAUAUCAGCCAUUGGGAUCUUCCUGGUGUCCACAUUCUCCAUGAAGGAGACGUCUUAUGAGGAAGCCUUGGCCAAGCAACGCAAAGAGCUUGAGAAGACCCAGCAGCAGAAAAUAGAGAAAAAGAAGAAAGAGAAACCUGUUGAGAAAAAAGGAAAAGCAAAGAAAAAGGAAGAGAAGCCUAAUGGAAAGAUCCCAGAGCAGCAGCUGACUCAGGAAGUGACGGACUCUCCCAAGGAUGUGAUUCUUGAGCCUGCUGUGGUGUCUGAGCCCGUAACCAUUGAGUCUCCAAUCACAGCAGUAUCAGUGCCCCCUCAGGAAAAAGAGAAACCUGCUCCAUCACCUAAGGAGAAGAGGAAGAAAGAGAAGAAGGUGGCAAAGGUAGAGCCUGCUCCUAGCCCGGUCUUGGCUUCGCCUCCUGUCAGUGUAUCCAAAAAUUCUCCUGUCUUGGAGGUGACCCCUAAGGAGGUGCCUGUUGUGGCCGUGCCGCCUGUUGGCACACAGCAAAGUGCUCCGGUCAUCAGCUCUGUCAUCAAGAAAAGUGAUGCCCUUCCAACCCAUGAGGAGCAGAAGCACGAUGGACCUGUCAAGAAGAAGGCUGCAUCCAAGAAGAAGAGCGAGCCAGCACCCACCGACUCAGAUGGGCCCCUCUACCUGCCCUACAAGACACUUGUGUCCACCGUCAGCAGCAUGAUGUUCAGUGAGGGGGAGGCUCAGCGGCUCAUUGAGAUCCUGACAGAGAAAGCAGGCAUUGUCCAGGACACCUGGCACACGGCCACGCAGAAGGGUGACCCAGUCGCCGUCCUGAAACGCCAGCUGGAGGAGAAGGAGAAGCAGCUCGCAGCGGAGCAGGAGGAUGUGGCUGCUGCCAGAAACAAGCUGCGGGAGCUGAGCAAGGAACUGGCGGCCGAGCGGGCCAAGGCGGCAGCCACGGAGGGCAAGCUGAAGGAGCAGCUGCUGGCCCGCGAGCGGGAGAUUGCGGCUGUGCAGGCGCGCAUGCAGGCCAGCUACCAGGACCAUGUCAGUGAAACACAGCAGCUCCAGGGCAAGAUCCGGACCCUGCAGGAGCAGCUGGAGAAUGGCCCCAACACACAGCUGGCUCGCCUGCAGCAGGAGAACUCCAUCCUGAGGGACGCCCUCAACCAGGCCACCAGCCAGACGGAGAGCAAGCAGAACACUGAGCUGGCCAAGUUACGGCAAGAGUGCAACAAGCUGAUGAAAGAGCUGUCUGAGAAGUCGGAGGUGCUGCAGCAAGAGGAGCAGCAGAAGAAGAGCUGGGAGAUCAAAGUGGCAGCUUCUGAGAAGCAGAUUGAACAGCUGCAGGCUUCCCAAAGGGAGGUGGAGGCGACGCUGCAGAAGAGGCUGGAUGAAGUAAGCGAUGAGCUCCGCAAAACCCAGACCAGCUACAAGAGCUUGUUAGCAGAGGCAGAAAAGGCCAGAGGACAGCAGCAGAGCAUUGCUGAACUGCAGGCCAAGUUACUGAGCUCCGAAGCAGAGGUUAAAAGCAAGUUGCUGGAGCUGGACAACGUGAAGAGGAAACUGCAGGAUGCCAGCUCAGAGAAUACGAAACUCCUGGAAAGGAUCAAAUCCAUUGAAGCUCUGCUGGAGGCAGGCCAGAUGAGGGAGGCAGAAAAAGACAGAGACUUGCAGGCAGCCAACGAAGCAGAAAUGAAGCAGCUGCGGUCAAGGCUCCAAGAGAAGAUGGACCAGCUCUCAUCCUUGGAAAGGGAAGCCACAGAGCUACGAGAGGUGGUGGAACAACAGAAGACCAAAAACAAUGACCUUCGUGAGAAGAACUGGAAAGCAAUGGAAGCGCUGACCACAGUGGAGAAAGCGUGUGAGGAAAAACUACUUGCUGCUACAAAAGCAAAGGAAGAGCUGGCCCAACAGCUGGAUAUGCUCCAGACCCGAACCAAGCAGACACUGCUCUCUGCCCUCCCUGGAGUCACCGUGUCCUCACAGCAGGAUUAUGAUAUGUGGCUACAAGAGUUUAAGGAGAAGACCAUGGAUGUUAUAAAGCAGCAGACAAUUACAGCAGAGCCCACGGAUUCAGCACUUAAAUUAAAAGAGGCAGAGGAAGCGCAAAGCACUUUACAAGCAGAAUGUGAGCAGUACAGAGCCAUCCUUGCCGAGACGGAAGGGAUGCUGCGAGACCUGCAGAAGAGCGUGGAAGAGGAGGAGCAGGUGUGGAAAGCAAAGCUCACAGCAUCUGAGGAGGAACUCCAAAAGUCACAACUCCAGCUGAAAUCCCUUGAAGACAUGGUGGAGAAGUUGAAAGCAGAUCUGCAGAGCACAGAUCAGAUAAAGGAAUACACCUCUCUUCUGGAAACGCAACUGGAAAAUCACUUGGAGACAGCCAGCUCUGAACGCCAAAACUACACAAAAGAAGUUGAAGCUUUGAGGCAGCUCUUGUCAGAGUCCCAGCAGCAGCUGGAGGCAGCGAAGACAGAAACGCAGAAGCAGAGCAAGGAGCUGGCCCUGGUCAGGCAGCAGUUGAGUGAGAUGAAGAACCGUGUACAGGAUGGAGAAGUAGUGAGGUUACAAGCUGACCCAAGUGAGCCUGCACCUCUUGAGUUGAAAACUCAGCUGGAGCAAAAUGAAGCACUAGUGGAGAAGGAGCAAGUGCUGCGGCAAAAGCUGGCACUGGAGCUGGAGGAGGCCCAGAACUCAGCAUGCAGUCUGCAAGCAGAGCUGGAAAAGCUGAGAUUGGCUGAAAAUGCAGCAGCUUCAGACAUGGAGGAGGCCCAGCAACUCAAGGAAAGACUUGAAAAAGAAAAAAAAUUAACAAAGGACCUGGGCCAGGCAGCAACGAAACUACAGGAGCUACUGAGAGUUACCCAGGACCAACUGGCCAAAGAGAGAGAAACAGUGAAGAAGUUGAAAGAACAGCUUCAGGAAAAGGGGGAAGAGGACAGUUCGAAGGAAGGGACUUCAGUUUGAUGAGUCUGUGACUUGAACCUUAACCUUCAACUUACCAAAAUGCCUUACACAUUCCUAAAAAUAUAUGCUGAAUUUAUUGUAGAGAAAAGAUACAAGCCUUUAGUGACCCAAAACCUAGUUUUAAAACUUAAAAAAAGAAAAAAAUACAAAAAACCCAAAAAACCCCGACCAGUAAACGCCACAGGCGUACGUUUGUAAGAAACUCAUCAUACUGUUUUGUACAACUGUUCAUUCCCCAGGGAGCUACUCUGACAGUAGUGGGGCAGUGGCUUCACCCUCUUGUCCCGUCAGAACCCACAGAAUGUGUGAAAAGGGAAGGCUGUGUUUGUACAUCAACUGGUGCAAUUAUUAUUUUUUUUUUCUUUUUUUUUUCUCUCUUUGUUUUUGAGUGAAAGAAGUGUGAAAGUAAGACCUGCCAUGGAAGGAAGCCUCUCUUUGAUGGGUGGCUCUUGGCACGUAUCCUCUUGAGUAUUUCUGGGUGUCGAUGCAAUUAAAAUGAUGUAGUGAAAAGA
This is a messenger RNA of Apus apus (common swift), 5609 nucleotides long. It is a transcript of the gene RRBP1, whose product is annotated as ribosome binding protein 1. Gene Ontology annotation, cellular component: endoplasmic reticulum membrane. The transcript has 24 exons. Gene Ontology annotation, biological process: protein transport. NCBI's taxonomy places the organism in Eukaryota, Metazoa, Chordata, Aves, Apodiformes, Apodidae. Bases 2104 to 5097 code for a protein of 997 amino acids. The record is from RefSeq and is a predicted model, not a curated record.